Ostrea edulis (European flat oyster) is the source of this 903-nucleotide messenger RNA. RefSeq names its product 40S ribosomal protein S3a-like. The transcript has 5 exons. Gene Ontology annotation, biological process: translation. Gene Ontology annotation, molecular function: structural constituent of ribosome. The record is from RefSeq and is a predicted model, not a curated record. Gene Ontology annotation, cellular component: ribosome; cytosol. NCBI's taxonomy places the organism in Eukaryota, Metazoa, Mollusca, Bivalvia, Ostreida, Ostreidae. The coding region runs from base 70 to 858 and encodes 262 amino acids.
UACUUACCCAGAAUUCCAUAUCAAAACAAAGACAACUCUUGCACUUCCUCUUCCGCCUCGAACGUGAAAAUGGCAGUGGGAAAGAAUAAGAGGCUAACUAAAGGUGGCAAAAAAAGCUCCAAAAAGAAGGUUGUUGAUCCCUUUACAAAGAAAGACUGGUAUGAUGUCAAGGCACCAAGCAUGUUUGUUGUCCGACAGAUUGGAAAAACUUUGGUCACCAGAACACAAGGAACAAGAAUUGCUUCUGACGGCCUGAAGGGGCGUGUGUUUGAAAUCUCCCUGGCAGAUCUUCAGAAUGACGAAGUCUCCUUCAGGAAAUUCAAACUGAUGGCUGAGGAAGUCCAAGGUCGUAAUGUCCUGACCAACUUCCAUGGUAUGGACCUGACUAGGGAUAAGCUGUGCUCCAUGGUGAAGAAAUGGCAGACCCUGAUCCAGGCUCAUGUUGAUGUGAAGACCACAGACGGUUUCCUUCUGAGGAUGUUCUGUAUUGGUUUUACCAAGAAGAAGCAGUUCCAAGUGAAGAAAACUUGUUACGCCCAACACACACAGGUCAAGACCAUCAGAAAGAAGAUGGUUGACAUCAUCACAAAGGAGGUGACAUCCAAUGAUAUCAAAGAGGUCGUCAACAAACUUAUUCCAGACAGUAUAGGAAAGGACAUCGAGAAAGCCUGUCAAGGAAUUUAUCCCCUUCACGAUGUUUUCAUUCGUAAAGUCAAAGUGCUGAAAAAACCUAAAUUUGACAUCGGUAAAUUGAUGGAAAUGCACGGAGAGGGCGGCAGCAAAACUGUCAUUACCGACUCCGGCGAGACUGUGGCCAGGCCCGAGGGAUACGAACCUCCCGUUCUACAAUCUGUUUAAACUGCCAGGGUGAAAAAAAGGACUGUAAUAAAAAUAUACAGUAAA